CUGAAUCUAGAGAAUGUUUUGAAUGUUCAAGAUGCUAUGGAGGCUGAUCUAAAGAAUAUUGAUGGUCUUGAUGAGUUGCAUUUGGAGUGGACUUCUGAUUCUGGUAAUGUGAGGAAUAAAACCAAUGAAGAAAUGCAGGUCCUCAAAUGGUUAAAACCUCAUUUAAAUUUGAAGAGUCUCACAAUUGUUUCCUAUGGUGGCCAAGAAUUCCCUUCUUGGAUUGGUGAUCCAUUUUUUUCUAAUUUAUCAUAUUUGAAUCUUAGAGAUUGCAAGAGAUGCACUUUGUUGGCGUCACUUGGGCUAUCACCUGUUUUGAAAGAAUUGAUUAUAGAAGGCAUGAAGGGAAUAGAAACAGUGGGUCCAGAGUUUUAUGGGAAUGGAACUUUCUCAUCAUUGGAGAAGACAAUUACCCAGCCAGCUUUCUUCUCUGUUGAAUCUUGUGAUAAAUGGAUGCCCAGAGUUAAGAUGCUCAUGUACCACAAGUCUUGUGUCACUUAAAAACCUUCAUAUUGGAGACUGCAGUGUUAUUCUUUUGAAGAGCAUGAUUGAUCUCACCUCUCUCACUCAAUUGAGAAUUGAGAAUAUUUCAGAGAUGUCUUGCUUGCCUAAGUGUUUUACACAGUUCUUAACAGCUCUUGAGAAUCUUGAAAUUGAAGGGUGCAAAGAACUUACUUGUGUGUGGGAGGAUGGAUCAGAAACAAUAAACCUUGCUCGCCUUGAGAAAAUGGAAAUUAGGAGUUGUCCUUUGCUUGUGUCGUUGACAGGGAAAGAACAAGGCCUCUUGCCAUUGAG
This is a messenger RNA of Rubroshorea leprosula, 792 nucleotides long. NCBI's taxonomy places the organism in Eukaryota, Viridiplantae, Streptophyta, Magnoliopsida, Malvales, Dipterocarpaceae. The record is from the annotation of a GenBank genome assembly.